UUUUUUCUGAGCGAGUGUGGAAGGCCAGUUGUGCUGCGCAGCGCCACCUCGCAACAAUCUUCCUUUUCGCUUUUGCGCGGUCCACCGUUGCCAUGGAAACCUAACAGGAAGGGUUAUAAACAAGAUGGAGGAUGACAAUGCAACAGCAGCGGUAGAUAAUUUAGUCACUGAAUUCAACACAUACGAGGAUUUCCUUGACUCGCAAAUCACUUCUUUGGAUUUAUACUACCUUGAGGAUGAGGAGUUGGCCCGUCAGCUCGUGGAGCUAGGCUACAGGGGCAGUGGGGAGGUACUGAAAAGGGAGGAAUUUGAAACAAGGAAAGCAGCUGCAGAGGCCUCAAGGCUCUCCAAGAGGAGCCAGCAGAAAACAUUGGCAAGUGUUGGAAAAGAACUAAAAGAUAACUUCCUGAAAGCCCUGGCAGAGCGAGAGGAGGCCAACCGCAGUGGGAAAAUGACUUCUAUCAUUUUCAUAAGGGACCGAAAUUCUCUUGGACAGGAAAUAUCUGGGUAUAUAGACUACUCCCACAGACUCAAAACUGAAGCCUUCGAACCAUAUUUCAAUGGAAAGAAACGACUUUUGCCAAGGCCAACUGACUUAAGUUUCUACAACUGGGAAACUCAGGUGUCUACAUCCAAUUCCAGUACAAACUAUCAAGUGAUUGCUGACAAUCCAAAUGGUUUGCUCUUCAAAAACAAGAGGGACCGAAAAAUACUUAAUGUGGAUCCAAAGGCUUCACCUGGUGAUAACUCCUCAAGGACUCCUCUCCAAUCUGACCUCUACGUUCAAGUUGUCAUGUAUGACCACGUUACCAGAAGGACAACCUGAGCUCAUCUGGAGAGACAGUGAUUAAAAUACAUCUUGAAAAUCUCUGAAGUCUUUAAUUUAAGUAAAAGUUUCUUCAAAUCCCCACCAUUUGCGUGCUCGUUUUUGCGUGGGUCGGAAGGUCUGGUUUCUUGGGAUGGCAAAGUAAUGUUAUUUUGAGGCUUAUUUCAAGUGUAAGUGCGUAAAGCACCGUGCAUUUAUUCAAAAUACGCUGCAUUUUAUUGAUUAAAGCCCAGAAAACAGACAUUACCACUUUACUUUUUGUAAUCAUCUAAGCACAGCAAUAUUAACUUUUCAAUCAUAAACAGAAAAGACAUUUUCGGUCAUGAAAGAUGCUAAGAAAUGGACUAUUCCAAGGCUAUUACUCUAUGACUGUUUUUUACUGCCGUAGGGAGCUAGUCUCCUAUACUUUAAACUUGUAAUUUACAGAUGUCACAAAGACUUAUUCUGUGCGGUUACAAGGACUUUACCAUGCUCUUUUUGUGUAAAUUCUCACGGCACCCAAGUGUUGUGCAAGCUGCUGAUUGAAUCUGCAGUUGAAAGCUAUAAGAUUGUUG
Scleropages formosus (Asian bonytongue) is the source of this 1380-nucleotide messenger RNA. It is a transcript of the gene cfap299, whose product is annotated as cilia and flagella associated protein 299. Bases 125 to 826 code for a protein of 233 amino acids. The transcript is spliced from 6 exons. The record is from RefSeq and is a predicted model, not a curated record. Lineage: Eukaryota; Metazoa; Chordata; Actinopteri; Osteoglossiformes; Osteoglossidae.